Messenger RNA from Neomonachus schauinslandi (Hawaiian monk seal), 969 nucleotides. RefSeq names its product proenkephalin (gene PENK). The record is from RefSeq and is a predicted model, not a curated record. Gene Ontology annotation, cellular component: axon terminus; plasma membrane; neuronal cell body. The transcript has 4 exons. Gene Ontology annotation, biological process: chemical synaptic transmission; neuropeptide signaling pathway; sensory perception. NCBI's taxonomy places the organism in Eukaryota, Metazoa, Chordata, Mammalia, Carnivora, Phocidae. Gene Ontology annotation, molecular function: opioid receptor binding. The coding region runs from base 35 to 877 and encodes 280 amino acids.
GCAGAGGACCGCGACGAGCAGUGCUUGGGACCCGAUGUCUCCGACCAACCUGCGCCAUCCGAUCGCCGUCAACCCCAUGGCGCGGUUCCUGAGACUCUGCACUUGGCUGCUGGCGCUCGGCCCGGGGCUCCUGGCGACCGUGAGGGCGGAAUGCAGCCAGGACUGCGCGACGUGCAGCUACCGCCUGGCGCGCCCGACUGACAUCAACCCCCUGGCUUGCACACUGGAAUGUGAAGGGAAGCUUCCCUCUCUCAAAACCUGGGAAACCUGCAAGGAGCUCCUGCAGCUGUCUCAGCUGGAGCUUCCCCAAGAUGGCGCCACUGCCCUCAGAGAGAGCAGCAAGCCCGAGGAGAGCCACGUGCUGGCCAAAAAGUAUGGGGGCUUCAUGAAAAGGUAUGGAGGCUUCAUGAAGAAAAUGGAUGAGCUUUAUCCUCAGGAGCCGGAAGAAGAGGCCAAUGGAGGGGAAAUCCUGGCCAAGAGAUAUGGGGGCUUCAUGAAGAAGGACGCAGAGGAGGAGGACGUCCUGGCCAACUCCUCAGACCUGCUCAAAGAGCUGCUGGGAACCGGGGAGAACCGAGAAAGUGCACCCCACCCAGAGGAUGGUGAGGAUGAAGAAGUGGGCAAGAGAUACGGGGGCUUCAUGAGAGCUUUAAAGAGAAGCCCCCAGCUCGAAGAAGAAGCCAAAGAGCUGCAGAAGAGGUAUGGGGGCUUCAUGAGAAGAGUCGGUCGCCCCGAGUGGUGGAUGGACUACCAGAAAAGGUAUGGGGGCUUCCUCAAGCGCUUUGCCGACUCUCUGCCCUCCAACGAAGAAGGCGAAAGCUACUCCAAAGAAGUUCCUGAGAUGGAGAAAAGAUAUGGAGGAUUUAUGAGAUUUUAACCCCCUUGGCAGCCAGUGACCCCCAGGUCCCAGCAAGCCUUCCUCUGCCCCCUAUUACCGCGCAUUGCUUGCAUUGUAGAGCUGCCUUUAUU